AACUGUAAACCCAUUUUGAAAGGGUUUAUCUAUCCACGGUCCGAAGCUGUUUCUCUAUCUCAACCAGAAAUGGCAACCAUACACCAUCACCACCUCCGGCUCCUUCACAACCCAACACCACCAGCCUUCAAACCCAAAAUACUAUGCAAGAAUUCCAAAAACGACGCAGCAUUCGAGGAGAAAAAAUCUGGGUUCGUGGACUACGACAAGGGCAUACACCAUGUGUCCACUCAAGUGAGUGGAAUCAGGAAAGACCAGAUUCCUCAACGCUAUCGUAUACGAGUCCAAGGAGACAGGUUCCAGAAGGACUGGUCUGUUUCUCAGGUUGUCCAGAAAGUUCUUGAACUCGAUCACAAGUCUGAUGAUGUUGAAGGUCUCUUGAACCGGUGGGUUGGCCGGUUUGCUCGUAAGAAUUUCCCUCUUCUUAUCAAGGAGAUAACGCAGAAGGGUUCAAUUGAACACAGCAUUUUGGUUUUUCGGUGGAUGAAGAAUCAGAGGAACUACUGUGCCCGUACAGAUAUUUAUAAUAUGAUGAUUAGGCUGCAUGCUAGGCAUAAUUGGACUGAUCAAGCUCGCGGGUUGUUUUUCGAGAUGCAAAAAUGGAGGUGCAAACCAGAUGCUGAGACUUGCAAUGCUCUUAUCAAUGCGCAUGGUAGAUCAGGUCAAUGGCGUUGGGCUAUGAAUAUAAUGGAAGACAUGCUGCAGAAAGCUAUUCCUCCCAGUCGGUCAACAUAUAAUAACUUGAUCAAUGCUUGUGGAUCUAGUGGAAACUGGAGAGAAGCUCUGAAGCUCUGUAAGAAAAUGACUGAAAAUGGAGUUGGACCUGAUCUGGUGACUCACAAUAUUAUUUUAUCUGCAUAUAAAACUGGUGCCCAGUAUGCAAAAGCUCUAUCUUAUUUUGAACUAAUGAAAGGUACAAAUAUCCGUCCUGACACAACAACCCUUAACAUCAUUAUAUAUUGCUUAACAAAGCUUGGUCAAUAUGAGAAAGCCAUUGGUAUUUUCAAGUCCAUGAGGGAGAAGAGAGCAGAGUGCCACCCUGACGUUGUAACAUUUACAAGCAUCAUCCACUUAUACUCUGUGAAUGGGCAGAUAGAAAACUGUAGGGCCGUGUUUAGUACCAUGGUUGCAGAAGGUCUCAAGCCUAACACUGUUUCCUAUAAUACACUCAUGGGAGCAUAUGCUUCUCAUGGGAUGAAUAAAGAGGCAUUAUCAGUUUUCAAUGCAAUUAAAAAUAGUGGACUUCGUCCAGAUGUCGUAUCGUAUACAUCUUUGCUAAACUCAUAUGGAAGAUCACAAAAACCAAAAAAGGCAAGAGAAGUAUUUGAGAUGAUGAAGAGAGACAAGUUGAAGCCAAAUCUUGUCAGCUACAAUGCAAUGAUUGAUGCCUAUGGAUCUAAUGGUUUGCUUGCUGAAGCUGUGGAAGUUUUGCGUGAAAUGGAACAAGAUGGAAUCUAUCCAAAUGCUGUUUCAAUAUGCACUCUUUUGGCAGCUUGUGGCCGCUGUUCUAGGAAGGUGAAUAUUGAUGUUGUGCUUCAAGCAGCUGAAAGGCGACACAUUAAAUUGAACACAAUUGCAUAUAAUUCAGCUAUUGGAAGCUAUAUGAAUGUGGGAGAGUUUGAAAAGGCUACUUCUAUGUACAGAUCCAUGAGAAAAAGUAAAGUGAUUCCUGACGCUGUUACUUUCACAGUCUUAAUAAGUGGUUGCUGCAAAAUGUCAAAAUAUUGUGAGGCACUUGAGUUUCUUUCUGAAAUGAUGGACUUGAAGAUUCCUAUGACCAGGGAAGCUUACUCUUCUGUGAUCUGUGCCUAUAGCAAGCAGGGUAAAAUCACAGAAGCAGAAUCUAUGUUCAACAAGAUGAAGAUGGCUGGCUGUUGUCCUGAUGUUGUUACCUAUACCAUGAUGCUACAUGCUUAUAAUGCAGCAGAACACUGGAAAAAGGCCUGUGCUCUUCUUCAAGAAAUGGAAGAGUAUAAUAUCCAACCAGACACUAUUGCAUGUUCGGCUCUGAUGAGAGCUUUCAAUAAGGGAGGUGAUCCAUCGAAGGUUCUCAUUCUUGCAGAGUUUAUGAGAGAGAAAGAAAUCCCCUUAAGCGAUGCUAUUUUCUUUGAGAUGGUAUCAGCCUGUAGCAUAUUACGAGAUUGGAGAACAACGAUUGAGUUAAUUAAAUUGAUGGAGUCUUCAUUCUCUGUUGUUUCAAUUGGACUUCUGAAUCAGCUUCUGCAUCUUCUGGGGAAAAGUGGAAAAAUUGAAUCUAUGAUGAAGUUGUUUUACAAGAUUAUAGGAUCAGGUGCUGAAAUCAACUGCAACACUUACUCGAUCUUGUUGAAGAAUCUUUUGGCUGUUGGAAAUUGGAGGAAAUAUAUUGAGGUAUUGGAAUGGAUGGAGGAAGCCAGAGUUCAGCCUUCAAAUGGAAUGUAUUUUGACAUACUCUCCUUUGCACAGAAAAGUGGAGCCACUUAUUCUUCUAUCAUACAGGAAAGAGUUGAAUUGUUGAGAAGAAAAUCUGGGAAUGAAGUCUCGACAAGCAAGGUGUGA
Populus nigra (black poplar) is the source of this 2538-nucleotide messenger RNA. RefSeq names its product pentatricopeptide repeat-containing protein At2g41720. The record is from RefSeq and is a predicted model, not a curated record. NCBI's taxonomy places the organism in Eukaryota, Viridiplantae, Streptophyta, Magnoliopsida, Malpighiales, Salicaceae. The transcript has 10 exons. Bases 70 to 2538 code for a protein of 822 amino acids. Gene Ontology annotation, molecular function: protein binding.